AUGCACGGCGUUCAACUUUCCACCUCCUCUCCCUUCGUUUACGCCCUCUUCGGCAUCCAGCUCCCUGACGAUGACAAUGACGAUGUCACCACCACGCCGGAAAAAACAACCCUGAUCACCCGAUUCAACGACCUCUUAUCCACCCACCCCGCGCACACAGACCACAUUGUCCAAGACAACACCCCCUCCCUCCCCACCUCGGAUGAUGGACCGCAAGGACCGCAAAGAAAAGAGAAAACCCGCAUCUGGCUCACCUACUGGAGCACAUCCGACUCCUAUCAAACAUGGUGGACCAGUCCCGCUGUCCAGCAAUUCUGGUCCAAUCUACCCGACGACGCUGGGAUUUGGCGUGAAGUGAUGACGCUCCCUGCGAGUCGCACGCAACAUGGAACGACUUGUCCUGAGGUCGCGGGUUUGGGGCAUCUGGGGCCGCGCAACUCGGUCGUUGAUAAGGCUGGAUAUUGGGGGUGUUAUCGACAGAGACUUACGGCGACGACGGUCGAGAAGGAUCCGUUGGAUUCGAAUGUGCCUUUGGUUCAACCUCAGCAUCAGAAUCAGGAGCCAGGUCAAGAGCAAGCCGGUCGCUGCCCGUAUUCAGGUUCUAACGGGGCGAGUACCAGCGCCAGGAACGGUAGCAGCACUGAAAAGGCCGAUGACUACGACCAUCUGGAUGAAAUCAGGACCCCCGAUGAAAACACACCAGCGAAAAUCCACCCCGGCCGUGUCCUCGUCUCCGACAUCCCCGAUAAUCUGUGCUUCGUAGUCGAAGGCCAAGACCACGCGACGAUGGUCCCCUCAGAACGAGACCUGUGGUUCAAACGCUACGAUCCGCUCGCAACGCAAUGGAUCAAGGAUCUCCUCUUAUCAACAAACAGCAACACGGCAAACCUCUCCUCCGACAAAGGACCCGUGAACACACGUCUCUGCUACGACCCGUCAAGCGGGAAAUUCCGAAACGAUACCAACAUGCCAUCUCUGAACUAUAACACGAAGAUCCAGCUUUUCUACUUCCGCGACCUCGGCACCCUGGAGCGCAUCGGGCGACGGAACCUGGGACAUGUGAAGCUUCGGAGUACGUUCCUGGGUGCGUACGCGCCGGGUGGCGAGAUGUUUGGAGUAGGGCAGAUGGGGCUAUGGGUGGAGACAAGCGUGGUGAAGAAUGGAGAGAUGGAAUGCGAGUAUAUUGGGUGUUUGGAGGGGACGGGGUUGAUGGGUUUGGCUAAGUAG
Messenger RNA from Aspergillus melleus, 1227 nucleotides. Its product is annotated as phenylacetaldoxime dehydratase family protein. Bases 1 to 1227 code for a protein of 408 amino acids. NCBI's taxonomy places the organism in Eukaryota, Fungi, Ascomycota, Eurotiomycetes, Eurotiales, Aspergillaceae. The record is from RefSeq and is a predicted model, not a curated record. The transcript has a single exon.